CACACAACAUAACUCGUGGCGAAGUUUGACCGUGUGUUGUAGAUAAAGACGAAACCCGCAUAGAGACUUACCAAACAGGUCUUCUGUAACGACAUUGUAGGGAAUUUCUCUUGUUAGUUUUCUUACUUUUCAGCAGUUUGUGUCGAAUCGUGACACCAUCUGAAGAUAAAUCUAGCAACAACAAAUCAGUAUAGAUUAAAAUAGUAUUCUUUUUGACAGAACAAUUAAACAGAUUAAACUCUUCCUCGCAGAAUAUUCCUGCUAUCUGUCUACUCUCGUUCAUCCAAGCUAUGCGUCUCUUCCCAUACAAUUCUCGGUCUUACCAACCAAUUACCAAGUUUAACUAAAAUUCUGUUGGUUCCAACGAUUACGGUGUUGCUUUGAAAAAUUACAGGCAUAUUUGUUAAAAUGUAGUUGACAGAACAGAAAUUCAAUAGAAACAUUAUAGGAUUUAUUAAAAAAGUGAAACGAUCGAUUUGUAAAGAUAAGUUCGAAAAGGACCAACAAUGUCUACGAGUAUAUUAUCGAGUUUUUCGGAAGCUUUAAAUGUAUCUGAGGCCGCAGUCCGUCUUCUUAUCUCCAUUUCACUUGGAUUACCCAUCGCCCUUCUUCACAGGUAUACGCUGUAUGGAAAAUAUCCAGUUUAUCAGCAUUUAUAUUUCACAAGUUGCGGGCUUUUGACCUGCUACUGGAAUUAUGGGUUUAAUACGAUUCAUUCAGCAGCAGCAUUAUGCUUGACAUAUUUUGUCAUGAAAUUUCUUGGCGGUACUUCCCCGUGCGUUUUCAUCACGUUCGUCGUCAAUAUGACCUAUCUUUUAUACGGAUAUUACACAACUAGUACAUCCGAUUACGAUAUAAAAUGGACUAUGCCCCAGUGCGUGUUAACUCUGCGGUUAAUUGGUCUUGCAUUCAAUUUAUUGGACGGCAAAAGCCCCGAAGAAAAAUUGUCUGGUUCGCAAAAACAAGUGGCUUUGAAAACGCAACCAACAUUUCUGGAGGUUGCAGCAUUUACAUAUUUUCCAGGGUCAUUUCUAGUCGGACCACAAUUUAGUAUGAAAAGGUACCUAGACUACGUAAAUGGACGACUUAUGGGCGACAAUUUUAACAAAGACACUGUUCAUUUACCGGAUUGUGUAAUUCCUGGUAUUUAUCGAAUGUGUAUGGGAUUGGUAUACAUCGUUCUUUUCCAAUUAGGAUCCAUGUUCAUCACGGAUCAGUAUUUGCUAAGUUCAGAAUUCCAGGAACACACUUUCUUAAAACGACUUCUUUUCAUUGGAAUUUGGGGUCAAAUAAGUCUUUAUAAAUAUAUUUGUUGCUGGUUACUCACCGAAGGGGUCUGCAUAAUCUUUGGUAUAACGUAUAAUGGAAAAGAUGAGAAAGGUCGAACUCUAUGGAAUGGUUGUGAAAAUAUAAAGUUGUCAACUUUUGAAACAGCAAGUCGAUUUAAUCAUUAUAUCAUGUCAUUUAAUAUAAACACCAAUAAUUGGUGCGCAGAGUACAUUUACAAGAGGAUGAAAUUUUUGGGACAUAAAUUGUAUAGUCAGUUUGCCACGUUGCUUUUUCUCGCAGUAUGGCAUGGAUUACAUUCGGGAUAUUACAUAUGUUUCUUUCUCGAGUUUAUUAUAAUGUAUGCAGAGAAAGAUUUGACUGAAAUAUUGGGGAAGCAGGAGAAAUUACAAGGCUUAUUAAAAGCUCAUCCCGAGCUUCGAAUUUUGUUUUGGAUAGUUACAAAAAUCUACACGUUUACUUUUAUGGGCUACUGUCUUGUCUCUUUCGUUUUGUUAUCAUAUCCUCGUUACCACCAUGUUUAUUCUUCGGUUUACUACUGCGGUCAUGUAAUAUAUAUAUGUUAUCCAAUUAUUUCUAUAUUAGUCAAGAAAUUCCUUCUUAAAAAGUCUUCGAACAAAUUGAAAUCGACGCACAAAUUUGUAAGAUAAUGAUAUUUUUUACUCUAUUGUUUUGUGGUUGCGAAUAAAGAAAUUUUCUUGCGUGGAAAGUAAAUAAAUUGUCAAAUAUUGUUAAAUAUAUAUAUUGUUAUAUUGUUAUAUAUAUAUUUAAGUAAUAAAUAUAUAUAUAAAUUAUAGACCUGUUACAGUAGUGCUCACUUAAGUUAUCAUAAUGAUUAGUUAUCAGAAUUCAAUGGAGAUAAGCAAAGAGGAUAAGUGAGAUACAAUAGUUGGCCAUCCGAAACCGUAUACGAUGUAUCAAUAGUCAAAUUACGCUUGACAAUUGGCGGGGAUAACCGUGGACAAAUAAGUGGGUAAAAAUGUGGUCACUUAUGUGGGCACUACUGUAUUUGACUACCCGUUUUCACCCAAAGGACCUUAUCUGGGCAAUAAUUUAUAAUAAACACAUAUAGCACAUGAAUGAAACCAAUAUUUCUGAGUCCUGGCUAAUGUUUAAUUACUAUAAAUAAUAAUCAGUGCAAAAAUGUAGCUAUUUAUCUAGACGAUCUCGCGUUAUGCGUAGGGAGAAGACAUGCCAUGUGGCGGAAGUGAUAGAUAUGUAACUUACAUAAUUUUGCUACCAUAUGUAGAAGUGAUCGAUAACAUAUAGUUUAAAAUUACUGUCGUUUAAAAAUAAACAGAUUUAACAGAAAUGUUACACGAUUAAACGAUCAGAAUAUACUCGCAGGGCAAUCGAACGUUUAUUUACACAUAUUUUGUUUGACCUAACCUUCAAUUUCUCGAACAAUUAUUGAUAUAAUAAGUUCAUGCUGCAGAGUAAAAUCUCACAAUCAAAUAGGUAUUUUUUAACAAAUUCACGAAUAUUCAGGUUAAUGAGUUUUUUGUACAGACAACCGCCACGAUCGAAAUUUUUACGAUGUUCAGUAACUGACUAUCGAAACUUGCUACUAAUAGUAAUAAUCGUUUAAAAAAUAAUUAAAUAAUGUUUAUACGAGAGACAUUAGUUAACAAAUAAGGCUAUUAACUCACCUGAAACGAAACACAGAUAUAUUUCGCUUCUAAAUCUUGUAUCGAAAUCACCGUACGUUUCUUAGAAAAAUUUUCGCCAAGAAUUUUUGGUGUUGAAACACAUUGUAUAAAAUAUUGAUUAAUGUAAUAACUUGUGCAUGUAUGUAUUUAAUAACGAAAUGAAAAUUUCGAAAGAAAUGCAAGUUCUUGUUCUCUUUUUCAUCUUA
This is a messenger RNA of Colletes gigas, 3142 nucleotides long. RefSeq names its product lysophospholipid acyltransferase 5 (gene nes). Gene Ontology annotation, cellular component: membrane. Gene Ontology annotation, biological process: phosphatidylcholine biosynthetic process; lipid modification. NCBI's taxonomy places the organism in Eukaryota, Metazoa, Arthropoda, Insecta, Hymenoptera, Colletidae. The record is from RefSeq and is a predicted model, not a curated record. The transcript is spliced from 8 exons. The coding region runs from base 507 to 1937 and encodes 476 amino acids. Gene Ontology annotation, molecular function: lysophospholipid acyltransferase activity; 1-acylglycerophosphocholine O-acyltransferase activity.